Messenger RNA from Somion occarium, 987 nucleotides. NCBI's taxonomy places the organism in Eukaryota, Fungi, Basidiomycota, Agaricomycetes, Polyporales, Cerrenaceae. The record is from the annotation of a GenBank genome assembly.
AAACUGCUCUUAACUUGAGAUUGCUGGUUUUGAGGAGUGGACGUAUCUAUCAUGGCCAGCCCACCCACUCCUCAGACCUCCUCUGCAUCUCUCCCAUCUUCAGUGUUCACGCUUCCUCAUACGGCUCAGUUGGAGGCCCUCUACACGAUCAUCAGGGACAAGAACACCAGCCGCGGCGACUUCUUGUUCUAUUCUGACCGUAUCAUUCGUUUGCUGGUAGAGGAGGGUCUGAACCACCUCCCGGUCAUUCCUAAGACCGUAGAGACACCCACGGGUGCGACGUAUGAAGGUGUAGGUUUUGAGGGCAAGAUAUGUGGUGUCUCUAUCCUGCGUGCCGGUGAGGCUAUGGAGGCGGGUCUUCGAGAGGUCUGCCGUAGCGUGCGGAUUGGAAAGAUUCUGAUUCAACGAGAUGAGGAAACGGCUCUCCCAAAGUUGUUCUAUGCGAAACUCCCACAAGAUAUCGCGAAGCGAUAUGUCCUGCUCCUGGACCCUAUGCUUGCAACUGGUGGCUCUGCCAUGAAGGCGGUUGAAGUGAUCAUGGAGCAUGGUGUUCCAGAGGACCGAAUUAUCUUCAUCAACCUGAUUUCCUCUCCUGAAGGCCUUCGGACCUUUUGCACCCGGUUCCCUGCACUCAAGGUCAUUACCGGUUGGAUAGACCAAGGCUUGAAUGAGAAGGCGUAUAUCAUUCCCGGACUCGGUGACUUCGGCGAACGGAGAUAUUGUUCAUAAGCUCGGUGUGACUUGGCUUGCAGCUUUAAUGCAUGCAUUCAAUGUUUGAAGAAUGCAAGCGAGCGUUUUCAUGUACAAUUGGGUCAAAUGAAGGGCGUUUGGACACCAUGUGUGAUCACGGCUGUGCUGACGGUCGAUUACACGGAUAGCUACAGUCUACGAGUACAAUAGUCACCGAAUACGUACUAGCUGUGAGAGUACUGCAUGCUGGUUGUACGCUACCCUAAAAUAUGACCUGAGAUGUCAAUUCAAAUUCGU